Molecule: messenger RNA, 3688 nt
Organism: Eublepharis macularius
Lineage: Eukaryota; Metazoa; Chordata; Lepidosauria; Squamata; Eublepharidae
Gene: DLL1
Product: delta like canonical Notch ligand 1
Exons: 11
Coding region: 797-3001 (734 amino acids)
Biological process (GO): Notch signaling pathway; multicellular organism development; cell communication
Cellular component (GO): membrane
Molecular function (GO): calcium ion binding
Source: RefSeq, a predicted model, not a curated record
AAGCAGACCUGACAACCGGCCAGAGCCAAGGCGAGAGCAAAAACGCCCCUGCCUAGAAAGAAAGAAAAAGGGGGAUCUGGGGAGCACAUUCACGCGCGGGCCUCGCCAGUCCUUUACUCCUGGGAAAACACCCUCUUGCCUUCCUUUGGAGCCUUGGAACCCUUCGAGGGAAACAAAAUCCGCAGCGGGGGUUCGCUGGAAGGAAAGUGGCGACCGGCAUCGGGGGGAGGGGGCUUUGAAGACGGCUGCCUGACGACCCCCAGCCCCGUGCUACCGAGCGAAAUACGCGCACCCUCGCCGCCAUCCCUUCGCCCGAAGCCAUCAGGAAUUAUCUUCUCGUCCCCUGAGGGAUUUCCAGAUCGUUGAUUAUUUUAAGCUGCUUUGGGAAGCUUUUUCUCCGCCUCUGGGAAUUAACUGGCUUUUCUCUCCUUUUCCUCUCCCGGCUGGAGAAGAGCGAAGCUUAAGGAAGGCGCGAGAACUGCGGCGAGAGAGGCAAAGCGGAGGGCGAAAGUUGCCCCUCGAGACUCUUCCUCUUUCCCCAAAAAUUGCCUCCCCGAGAGCUGUCAGUUAUCCAAAGGGCGUCUCUACGGCCGCAGAGGCAGCGGCAGAGGCAAGAGCGCGUGUGAGAGACUCGAAACGAGCCAGCCCGUCUUUCGAAGUCCCCGCUGGCCAAGCUGGGAGACGAGGCUUCUCCUGCCGGCGCUCCUUGACAGACCCUCGUCUUGUUUUCUUCUGUUUUCUUUGCCGGGAGGAAGAGAAGGGGCGAGAAGAAAAGCGAGCCGCUCUCUCCCUCAAGAUGGGAGGCCGGUCCCUGUUGGCUCUCAUCUCUUGCGUGCUUCUCUUGCCCAGCCAGGUCUGGAGCUCCGGCGUGUUCGAGCUGAAGCUGCAGGAGUUCGUCAACAAGAAAGGGCUUCUGGGCAACCGCAACUGCUGCCGGGGAGGCCUCGGCGCGGCCCUGCCCAGCAGCGGCGGCUCGCCGUCCGGGCUGCAGCAGUGCGACUGCAAGACCUUCUUCCGCGUGUGCCUCAAGCACUAUCAAGCCAGCGUCUCUCCGGAACCGCCCUGCACCUACGGCAGCGCCAUCACCCCGGUUCUGGGAGCCAAUUCCUUUAGCGUACCCGACAGCGCUGCCGGCGGCGACCCCUCCUUCAGCAACCCCAUCCGCUUCCCCUUCGGUUUCACCUGGCCGGGUACUUUCUCCCUCAUCAUAGAAGCGCUACACACAGACUCCCCUGAUGACCUCAACACAGAGAACCCAGAGCGCCUCAUUAGCCGCCUGGCCACCCAGAGACACUUGACUGUUGGGGAAGAAUGGUCCCAGGACCUGCACAGCAGUGGCCGCACUGACCUCAAGUAUUCAUACCGUUUUGUGUGUGAUGAGCACUACUAUGGGGAAGGCUGCUCUGUCUUUUGUCGUCCCAGGGAUGAUGCCUUUGGCCACUUCACUUGUGGAGAACGUGGGGAGAAAGUCUGCAAUCCAGGCUGGAAGGGGCAGUACUGCACUGACCCAAUUUGCUUGCCUGGAUGUGAUGAACAGCAUGGAUACUGUGACAAGCCUGGGGAAUGCAAGUGCAGAGUUGGCUGGCAAGGUCGCUACUGUGAUGAAUGCAUCCGAUACCCAGGGUGCCUUCAUGGUACCUGUCAACAGCCUUGGCAAUGCAAUUGUCAGGAAGGCUGGGGCGGUCUUUUUUGUAAUCAGGAUCUCAAUUAUUGUACUCACCACAAGCCUUGUAAAAACAGUGCCACUUGCACCAACACUGGCCAAGGGAGCUAUACCUGUUCUUGCCGUCCGGGCUACACUGGUUCCAACUGUGAGAUUGAAAUCAAUGAAUGUGAUGCCAAUCCCUGCAAGAAUGGGGGAAGCUGUACUGAUCUAGAAAACAGCUAUUCUUGCACUUGUCCACCUGGGUUCUAUGGGAAGAAUUGUGAGCUGGGAGCUAUGACUUGUGCAGAUGGUCCAUGUUUCAAUGGAGGUCGAUGCACAGACAACCCAGAAGGUGGCUACAGCUGCCGUUGCCCAGUGGGUUACUCUGGAUUUAACUGCGAAAAGAAAAUUGACUACUGCAGUUCUAGUCCCUGUGCUAACGGAGCCCAGUGUGUUGAUCUUGGGAACUCCUACAUAUGCCAAUGUCAGGCUGGCUUCACUGGAAGACACUGUGAUGAUAAUGUGGACGACUGUGCUUCCUUUCCUUGCUUGAAUGGUGGGACUUGCCAAGAUGGGAUCAAUGACUACUCUUGUACCUGCCCCCCUGGAUACAGUGGAAAGAACUGCAGUAUGCCUGUCAGUAAAUGUGAACAUGGCCCUUGUCAUAAUGGGGCCACGUGCCAUGAGAGAAACAACCGCUAUGUUUGUGAGUGUGCUCGAGGAUAUGGUGGUCACAACUGCCAGUUUUUGCUCCCAGAACCACCUCCUGGGCCAGUCAUUGUUGACAUCACUGAGAAGUAUACUGAAGGUCAGAGUUCUCAGUUUCCUUGGAUUGCAGUGUGUGCUGGAAUUAUUCUGGUCCUGAUGCUCUUGCUGGGCUGUGCAGCUAUUGUUGUCUGCUUCCGACUUAAAAUACAGAAAAGGCAACAUCAGCCUGAUGCGUGCAGAAGCGAAAGCGAGACUAUGAACAAUUUGGCCAAUUGCCAGAGGGAGAAGGACAUUUCUAUAAGUGUCAUUGGUGCUACCCAGAUCAAGAACACUAAUAAGAAAGUCGAUUUCCAUAGUGAUCAUGCUGACAAAAAUGGCUACAAAGCCAGAUAUCCAUCAGUGGAUUACAAUUUAGUGCAUGAACUCAAGAAUGAGGACUCUGUGAAAGAAGAUCAUGGCAAAUGUGAAGCAAAGUGUGAAACGUAUGAUUCUGAGGCAGAGGAGAAAAGCACAGUACAGCUAAAGAGUGAAACCUCUGAAAGGAAACGACCAGAAUCUGUAUAUUCCACUUCAAAAGAUACAAAGUACCAGUCGGUGUAUGUCAUAUCAGAAGAGAAAGAUGAAUGCAUCAUAGCAACAGAGGUGUAAAGGAAAGGCAAUAUGGCAAAAUCGUUUUUUUGAAACAAUUUUCAAAGGUGAUAUGCCCCAAUGAAUGCUGCUGAACAAGGAAAGGGAGAAAGAUUCCUUCACUGACUGCUGCUGAGAAACUAAAUUCAGGCUGAGCUGGUUCUCUACUGAAGUUAGCAAAAGUGACUGCAAAGAAAACACGGUGGACACUAGGCCAGGGUCUGUGUUCAAGGAUACCUGUUGCACUGCCUUUUAUGAAUAUUUAUCAUUGCACUAUGGUCAGUUGCUUUUUUCUAUAUAUAUAUUUAAUGAAUGGACUUAAUAUCGCAUAAGAAGCAUGCACUGCCUGAAGUGUAUAUUUUGGAUUCUUAUGAGCCAGUUGUCUUGAAUUAGAGAUACACACACUGCCUUUUUGUCCUUUUUUAUACUAAAAUGUGUUUUUACUAGGUGGGGAAAGUGUGGUUUUGUUUUUUAAUUUGUAAAAAUUAUUUUCAGGAUAUUUGUAAAGCUUGAGUAUUUUGUGAUGUUUCUUUUUUAUAAUUUAAAUUUUUGGUAAAUAUGUACAAAGGCACUUCGGAUCUAUGUGACUAUAUUUUUUGUAUAUAAUGUAUUUAUGGAAUAUUGUGAAAAACGUUAUUUGAGGGUUUUUUUACUGUUUAUGAUGAAAUUCAUUUUUAAACUAUUUUUCCAAAAUAAAUAUUAAUUAUA